GUAUUGUUAAUGCUUGCGUUCCGAUAAGCAUGAAACAGUCACAGCAAUAAGAAAAUUAGGAGAAGAACACCGAGACGGUGGUAUACGGCGUGGCAACACGUCUAUUGCGAUUCGUACGUGAGCCAGCGGUGCGUGUAUCGCGAUGUGUGUGUAUGUGACCAGAAAUACGCGUCGAGACGUAUUCGCUUCAGCAGUCGAUCGCGACGCGAGCGGAGGAACCUGCUCAGGUGUGCCUUCUCGCGUUUUCCUCGUGCGCACAGAGUGCAAUGCGAACAGCGGGACCGAGCGUCUCGAAAACACGUGUCAUUCACGUCGAUUUCUCUUAACUGGAAAUUACUAGUGCCGAUCACCGCGUACGUUCGUGUCGCUGAUUUUAUCGUCCGCGGAACGAGUCUAUAUCGUUAUUUUUUUUUUCCUUUUUUUUCUAAUAUUCUAGUGGAUACUGAAGAGGAACCGACGCACCGACCUCGCGCGAACAUGUCGCACAGCAGACUCAAACCGUUGAUUCUCACGGUCUUCGUGAUAAUACUGGUUAUCGGACUCGUAGUGGCUCAAAGGGAUACGCGGUUAGUUCCGGCUGUGGAUAGUUCCGGCCGUAGCAACGAAUUAUCGAAAUCGUUGGAGCUAGCCAAAAAGAUCAAUUCCAUGGAUUCGAUCGAUGAGUUUCUCAAUCUUAUUCAUGGCGUGCCUAUAUACCAACAGAGGUUCGGCUUACCUAGUAGGAUGGGAGAUACGGGAGAACGCUCGAACGCCAUGCAACCAGUUCCAGCAAAAUGUAUGCCUGAAUUGCAACCAGUUUCUCUAAAACCAGACGACGAUCCAUCCGCAAUCUAUUUCCCGUCUUGCACGCGCAUCAAAAGAUGCGGAGGUUGUUGCAGCCAUUCGUUGCUUUCCUGUCAACCGAUCGCAACGGAAUUUCGAAAUUUCGAGGUAUUUGUGGUGGCAGUAGAUCAGACGAACGGACUGAGCUAUAAGGACAAACGCAUCGUGCCGCUAGAAGAGCACACGAAAUGCGUGUGCGACUGCAGAAUUAAGGCGGAGCAUUGCAACGAAAAGCAAUCGUACGUGAAGGAAGAAUGUAGAUGCGCGUGCAAUAACGUCGAUGAGGCGGAGAAAUGCUACAACAACAACGACACGAAAGUCUGGAAUCCAGAGCUUUGUACCUGUUUCUGUAGAGACGAGUUGGAGUGUUCCACUGGAUUUUACUUCGAUCAAAACACGUGCAGAUGUCGACAAGUACCAUUGUCUAGAACUUGGUUUCCAGUCACAAAAGGCACAGACUACAGAUUUGGACAAACACAAAAACCAGACAAUACACCUCCUGUUAUAGUUCCAUUGGAUGCAACGGAUCCUAGGAGACGUCCUAAAGAGGACCCAGAACGUUAAUAAAGAUGGAAACUAGUAGAUUAAAUCAAAGGGCUCGCAAGGCAGCUACUUUUCAAUGGAAUAUGCUUACAGCUCGACCUUCCACCUCCGUGCCAUUUUAUUACAACAGAGACCAUGUAAUUAUAGUAUUUGUGAGAUAGUAUUAAUUCAAUAUUCCAGGAUUAAGUCAAUAUAUUUUUACAUAUUAAAUGACUUUGUGAUAUAAGGAAACAUAAUUAUUUAAAUGAUAUCACCGUAUAAAUCUACAUUUACAAACA
Molecule: messenger RNA, 1643 nt
Organism: Hylaeus anthracinus
Lineage: Eukaryota; Metazoa; Arthropoda; Insecta; Hymenoptera; Colletidae
Gene: Pvf1
Product: platelet-derived growth factor subunit A
Exons: 6
Coding region: 478-1386 (302 amino acids)
Biological process (GO): positive regulation of cell population proliferation; positive regulation of protein autophosphorylation
Cellular component (GO): membrane
Molecular function (GO): growth factor activity; growth factor receptor binding
Source: RefSeq, a predicted model, not a curated record